Molecule: messenger RNA, 4142 nt
Organism: Calypte anna (Anna's hummingbird)
Lineage: Eukaryota; Metazoa; Chordata; Aves; Apodiformes; Trochilidae
Gene: HELB
Product: DNA helicase B
Exons: 12
Coding region: 39-3146 (1035 amino acids)
Source: RefSeq, a predicted model, not a curated record
AGGAAUCCGGCGGGAAGCGGCGGGGCAGAGGCAGCGGGAUGGCGGGGGUCGGGCAGCAGUGGGGGGCGGUCGCGGUGGUGGAGCUGUGGGGGGUGCUCCUGCCCCCGAAGCCGGCGGCGGGGGAUUCGGAGCCCGAGGAAGAGCCCGAGGAGGAGCUGCUCUGGGAGGAGGCUGCGCUCCUGCAGGCUUCCGGGAGAGAGCUGGCGCCCGCUCUGCCCCCACGCCGAGCCGUUGUUAUACAAGAAGAACACUCCAAAAAGAAGUAUGAAGUAAUUGGACGUUUUCCAUUAGUUGAUCCUUGGUGGAAAGUUAAUGUUAAAGUUAAAAAAGUGGGGCCAAAGUACUUUGCACAAGGAUGUCCAUCGUAUUUUCUGCGGACUGAUAUAGAAGAAAACAACCAACAAAUCUUUUCACUCUUUCUCAAAGAAUGUGGUGUUCCUGAGUAUUUUAAACAAAAGUUUUUUACUUGGCUUCCUGUGGAAUCUGUGCUGAGUUUUAGAAAUCUAGAAGAAAAACUGAAACAGUUCCAAGUUUCAUGCUUACAGAGAGAGAAGAAACAAGGACACACCAAGGAUUAUGAUAUCCUCUACUACGUCUUGAAAUCAUUUGCAGGGAAGGUGGUGUGGGUAGCUCUGACUUUUCCCCUGAUAUUGGAGUUCCUGCCGGUUCUGCUGCCCCAUCACUUUUGCUGUCUGCUGGACACGGGGCACUGGGAAAGACAGGCUGAAGAAGAGAGUGGUACAGAUGGUGAGGAAGUACAUUUUCAAGACAACACGCUAACAAAAUUGGAUGAAAUAUUAAAGAAUGAGCCAUGGAAGCUUGGAUUCAGCAGGAUAACCUAUAGGGAAUUGAACCUUUCUUACUGUGAGGCAACCUGGGCCAACUUCUGUCAGUGUGAACAUCUCCUCUGGAAGAUCCCUGACUUGCAGAAGAAUGCAUUAAUUCUGUAUGAUCAGCUCAAGAAACGGUGUAGAGAAAUGGGACACACUUACGAGGAUCAAGAUGAAUUAUCUCAUUUGGUGUCUAAAGAGAUGUCCAUUGAACAUGUUUGGCAAUCUCUUGAAUUUUUGAAAGAUCAGAAUAUAGUGAUUAGGGAUAAAAAAUUAGUGUUUCUGCCUCAUCUUUACAAAUCUGAAAAAGACAUUGCAAGGUAUGUAGGUAAGCUUCUGUCAAACCACUCAUGGGAACUGGAUGUAGAUGUGAGAGAGGUACUCAAGAUUUCUGAGACAGCAAGAGGAAUGGGAGGUAACAAAAAGAAUGUGACCCAGUCUCAAGAAAUGGAACAUCUGAAGGAAAACAGUCCAGGCAGUCAUAAUGGUGAAAAUUACUUUUCUGAAGACAAAGUGGGGUCCAUGUCUGAUACCCAAAGUAAAGCAGAGGCAGACUCAGAUCAGGUGAUGGCUGUGAAAAAGAUUUGUUCUAAUCCUGUCACAAUCAUAAGUGGAAAAGGAGGCUGUGGGAAGAGUACAGUAGUUAGUUUGCUUUUUCAUCACUUAAAGCAAAUGGAAAAAGAAGUAGAAGCUGCUUCUAAGGACUUUGAAGAAGACCUGGAUGCAUCUGAAGAAUGGAACACCUUUGAUCAUAAUUGGGAGUCAGAGAAUUUGUGCACAAAAAAAGAUUUGAAUGUACUGUUUACUGCACCUACAGGGAGGGCAGCAAGCCUUUUGAGUGAAAAAACUCAGCUUCCUGCAUAUACACUGCAUCAGAUUAUCCACAGUUUUAAAUUGUGGAGGCGAAAUGAACAAGUACAGCCAUGGAAGUUUUCCACUGUGACAGUUCUGGUUGUGGAUGAAGGAAGUUUGGUGUCUGUACACAUUCUUAGUUUAGUUUUAAAACUCUUGUGUGACCAUGCUCAGCUUGCCAAACUUAUUAUUCUAGGUGAUACUAGACAGCUACCAAGCAUAGACCCAGGAAACAUGUUAGCUGAUAUCUUUGAGGGCCUAAAAUCAAGAGACUUGUCGGUGGAACUGCGAACUAAUCACAGAGCAGAAUCUCAGCUAAUUGUAGAUAAUGCAACAAGAAUCUCUCAGAGGCAGUUGCCUGAAUUUGAUGAGGUGCUUAACAUUUCUUACUGGAAUGAGGAAAUGACAGUGCCAAGCCCGGAGAAGAAAUUCAUUCAUAUUGCUUUGCCUGCUGGUGGAGGUUGUGAGGAUCUGCAAGCUGCCAUAAAGACUUUACUUGAAAAAGGGCCAGGAUUGCAGGAUGCCAGACAAUCACAGUUCAUUGCUUUCAGAAGGAAAGAUUGUGAUCUAAUAAAUGAACUUUGUUGCCUACACUAUUCAAAUCAUCCAACCAGAGACCAUAAAAAGCGACUUCUGUUCCGAAUUGACGACAAGAUUUCCUGCACACGGAAUGUCUAUCUCAGAGACCUCUUGCCAUCCUCUGGCUCCAGAGAGGAUCCCAAUGACCAUGCCUGCCAAACGGGAGGAACCACCCUCACUAGAGAGAAUGCUGAGGAGGGCAAACGACUGUGCAAUGGAGAUAUAUUUUUCAUUACAGAUGAUACAGAGAUCAAUAAGGAGCGCUUAGUGACCAUCAGCAGCACCUACGGCUCCACGUUCACUGUGAGCUACAAGGCACUGAAGCAGCUGUGUCAUAUAAAACAUGCAUGGGCCAGAACUAUCCACACAUUUCAGGGUUCUGAGGAAAAAACUGUUGUCUACGUGGUUGGCAAUCCUGGCCGUCAGCACUGGCAGCACGUGUACACAGCUGUGACCAGAGGCCGCUGCCGUGUCUACGUUAUAGCUGAAGAGCAGCAUCUCAAGAGAGCAGUCACUAACAAGAACAUGCCCAGAAAAACUCGCCUACAGAGAUUUUUGAGAGAGGCAAUCACAGAAACAAGCAGUUGUCCCAAACAGGCCUCGUUUCCCUUCACGAAGAGCUGCCAAAGUCAAGAGCUCGAGACUCAUUCUGUUCCGGUAACUCACGGUGCUUCUGGCCCAUCGGAGCCUCUGACUGACUUGAUCAAUCAGGAAGGGUUAACAGCGCCCUGUAAGGAACAGAGGAGUCAUGUGCUGCAAAGUCCAUGUAAAAGACAAGAAAGUCUUGAUGAGAAUUCAACAGCCCAAGAUUCCCCACUUGGGUCUUCGAGACUUAAGAAUCUAACUUUAGGACACCCAAGUCCUAGGAAGCUUUUCAAAAGCUAACAAACCAAUUAACUGUCUGUGUUAUCAACACUUUCUGAAACUCUUCCAUUUAAGGUUUUUGGGAACAGAGGAGCUGGGUUUGCAGAUUAUUUUCAAAAAUAAUCUACCUAUAAAAUACCUGUCUGGUAUUUGCACAUUCUGUGAACAACAGCUUGUUUUGCAGUGAUGUGUUUUCAGCAGGAGGUUCUUUGGUGUGUCAGUCAUCAAAAAACCCCUCAUGGUUAGUUUGGCUUGGACUUAGAGGAUUCAGACAUUCCCUUAAAGAUUGCUGAUGCGCCAGAACUUCAGUUUGCUCUGGAGUCAAUAUAAAGGGGACAAUAUUUUUGUAAUUUGGCAGGUUUAUGGACAUGAAGCUUUGGAUUAUGGAUUUUAAUCGUGUUAUAAAUAGAAGAAGAAAAUCGGUGGCAUAGAAAAUUUUGCCCACUUUAUACUUAAAAACCAUGUGGAACUUGCUACUGCUGCUUUAGCUAAUAAUUAUAUGCUGAUAAUGCUCUUGGUAAAAAUAGCAAGAUUCUAGGUCACAGUUCAAACAGCAGUACACUUUUAAGGUUUUUUUGUGUACUGUGUGACUUGCUGCAUUGUAAUCUUGAGAUUAGGAAGGUGAAUGUUUUAAUCAAAUAUCAGACAAAUCGUUCUAAUAUUUGGACAGCGUGCUUACUUUUAACAAAUUAUUUUUUUAAUGCAUAUGGCAGGGAAAGAAGGGUACUAAAAAUAUAAACAUGGUAUUUAUUUUUUUCUAAAACUGUGGAAAAAAUAUAUGUGGAAAAAAUAUAUGUGGGAAAAAUGUAGACAUGUGCUACGUCAUUUUCAAUGUCUUUAAAUCACUGUUUAUUUCAAUUUAUACAGUUUUUUUCCAUACAAAUAUUUGCAACAGUUUGAAUUUCAAAAAACAUAACAUGGACGAUAAAUAUCAUGCUAUUAAAGUAUUAAAUUUGUACAAAAAUACUUUACAGUUUAAUACUUAUUUGUUACAAAUAAAAAUACAUAUUUAAGUGA